Hyaloscypha bicolor E is the source of this 1968-nucleotide messenger RNA. RefSeq lists its product as uncharacterized. The record is from RefSeq and is a predicted model, not a curated record. The transcript has 2 exons. Gene Ontology annotation, biological process: cristae formation. Bases 1 to 1968 code for a protein of 655 amino acids. Gene Ontology annotation, cellular component: MICOS complex. NCBI's taxonomy places the organism in Eukaryota, Fungi, Ascomycota, Leotiomycetes, Helotiales, Hyaloscyphaceae.
AUGUGUCUACAGAGAGGAUACACCGAUGGUGUUAAACCCAGCAUCAUCGACUCAAAGCCUAUUGUCCUACCAGGAUCUGCCAGCGCAAGCACAUCUCAAUCACUACCCCCGGGUUCUGUCGCAACCUCGAAGUUAGCUUCAACAUCACCUACACCGGCCACUCCAAGCUCUACCUCUUCGAUCCCUCCCCAGAAUGUCCCUUUGACACCUCCUCCGCCUCCUGCCAGCACUCCUCCCCCACCACCUCCGCCCCCUAAGCCCCGCAAAUUCUUCCGCAGGUUCUUCACCACAGUGUUUCUUCUCACGGUAUUGGGGUACGGUGGAGGUGUAUACUAUUCAAGGGUUAAUGACAAUUUCCACGACUUCUUCACGGAAUACAUUCCAUUUGGAGAGGAUGCCGUGCUUUACUUCGAGGAGAGGGAAUUCCGGAAACGAUUCCCCAGGAUUGCGAACCGGUCGGCGACUCCCAGGGAUACUGGAAAGGAACAAACUAUAGCCGCGAAGAGUGGCGUAUCAUGGAGAGUUGCGGAGGAUAGCACUACGGGUGGCAGAAGACACUCAAAUGCCACCAAGCCAGACACUCCUAAGCCCAAGGAAGCGAUAAAAACUCCGGAAGAGACGAAACCAGAGGAGAAGAUCACGGCUGUUGAGAUCGCUAAGAAGGAAGCAAAAGCACCUGAACCCAUCAAGCCCAUAAUUCCUGAUGGGAAAUCACCCGAGUCACAACCACCGGCCAAACCCGGUCAUCCAAUGAUCACGGAAGCGGCAAGUGCGGCACCGAAGACAACAACUCCCGUCUCAUUUGUGGCCCCCGAGGUUGAUCAGCCGUCAAAGUUCCCACCGGAAGUCACUCGUAUCGACCCGAUCAAUAUCAAGGAUGCGAAUGAGCCUGUGGUCCAAGAUUUGGUCAAAAUUCUCAACGAUAUCAUUGCGGUUGUUAAUGCGGACAACUCGAAUACCAAGUUCUCCAGCACCAUUAACAAAGCGAAGAGUGAACUCACCAAGGUUGGAAGCAAGAUUAAGACUCUGAAGGAUAAUGCAGAAAAGGACGCAGCAGCCAAGAUCAAGGCCGAGAAAGAGGAUUUUGACCGUGCUGCCAAGGAGCUGAUCCGCCGAGUUGAGGCAGAGAUGGCACACCAGCAAUCAGAAUGGCAAGAGGAGUAUCAAACCGAACGCCAAAAGAUCAAGGACAACUACGAUGAAAAGCUGAAGGCUGAAAUCGAGCGAGCAAAGGAGGUUCACGAGAAGCUCCGCCAGAACGAGCUACUCGAGCAAGCCGUCAAAAUGAAGCAGAGAUUCAUCCAAGAAGUCAAAGACCGCGUGGAGGAGGAGCGCAACGGCCGCCUCGGCAAGCUCUCCGACCUCUCCAAUACAGUCACCGAGCUCGAAAAGCUCACCACGGACUGGAACUCCGUUGUCGACUCCAAUCUGAAGACGCAACACCUUCACGUAGCUGUUGAAGCCGUCCGCACUAAUCUGGAGAAGAGCCAAGUCCCUCGCCCAUUCGUCCGCGAACUCGCAGCCCUGAAAGAAAUCGCCUUAGAUGACCCCGUCGUCAACGCAGCCAUCGCAUCAAUCAACCCUACCGCCUACCAACGCGGGAUUCCCUCCUCUGCCCAAUUGGUCGACCGUUUCCGUCGAGUCGCCACCGAAGUGCGGAAAGCGUCCCUCUUGCCUGAAGAUGCAGGCGUCGCCAGCCAUGCGUCGAGUUAUGUCCUUAGCAAGAUCCUGUUUAAAAAGAAGGGUCUCGCGACGGGUGAUGAUGUCGAGAGUAUCUUGACGCGCACGGAGACUUUCCUUGAGGAGGGGGAUCUGGAUGGUGCGGCGAGGGAGAUGAAUGGGCUUAAGGGGUGGGCGAAGACAUUGAGUAGGGAUUGGCUGGGUGAGGUGAGGAAGGUGUUGGAGGUGCAGCAGGCGCUGGACGUAAUCGCAACAGAAGCUAGACUACAGAGCUUGAGGGUUGAAUAG